UGGGCGUGUUUGGGAGCUGCAGGUGUGUCCAGGUGUGGGUUCGUUGGGUCAGCAGAGGAUUUAACGGGACUUUGUGUCGGUUUGAGUUGUUUUUAAAGGAGGAUGAAGACGCUGGUGGUGUUCCUGCUCCUCAUGAACGCUUCCCAGCAUGCCUCAGCUGUGGAGUCGUAUGAGGGGGACUCGUUCACUUUGCUGUACUGUCAGUUUAAUACUCCUCUACUAGACAAUCCCUCAGUGGUGUGGAGUCGCUCCGACCUCAGUCCUCCAACCGUCCACCAGCGUCAGCUUGAAGGAGACGAACUAAAAGAUCAAAACCAGCGUUACAGCGGCCGAACAUCCAUGAAGACUGACGCUCUGCAGACUGGAGACCUCAGCCUGAACCUGACCAACCUCCAACUGUCUGACAGCGCCACCUACACCUGCUCCGUCAGAGAAUUUCGGCGUGAACUGAGCCGGAGUGAUGUACAGCUGCAGGUCAAAGAACGGUUUCCAUCCUGGGCCAAAGCUCUCCUGGUUCUCCUGGUUCUUCUUGUGGUUUCUGGAGGUCUACUAUUUCAUUUCCGACACUAUUUCAUGCCAGUUUACAAGGUGGAGGCAGAUUCAGAGGUGGAGUCUGUCCUGCUGCCCUGCAAAACCACAGUUUGCCUGCCUAAAGACGCAAAAGUGGAGUGGACAAUUGGUUCAUACACCAAGGUCCACGUGUAUCAGAACGGCUCUGACCAGCCUGAAGAACAGCACCAAGAUUAUAAAGGCCUAACGAAGAUGAAGAGAAACUUACCUGGAGAUCUCAGUCUGACCCUGAAAUACCCCACAGAUGGAGACACCUACACCUGCACCGCCUACAGCAGGGAGGGAAACAUCCUGCUGAAAAAAGAAGUGCUACUCAAUGUCAGAGCUAAAGUUCGCGAGUUGUGUUAUGGAAUAGUCUUUACCUGGUUUCUAAUCAGCAUGAGUGGAGCUCCCAGUCGCUCUGUAGACAAACGUGGCCUGGCUAAAGCACAGGCAACAUAA
Molecule: messenger RNA, 1011 nt
Organism: Oreochromis niloticus (Nile tilapia)
Lineage: Eukaryota; Metazoa; Chordata; Actinopteri; Cichliformes; Cichlidae
Exons: 5
Coding region: 103-1011 (302 amino acids)
Biological process (GO): positive regulation of T cell proliferation; negative regulation of T cell proliferation; cellular response to lipopolysaccharide
Cellular component (GO): external side of plasma membrane
Source: RefSeq, a predicted model, not a curated record